AUGAUAAACGUCUUUAUAUUGCUAGCAGCUUUCUACUCCGUUUAUUUCCUUUGGGGUGCAAUUUGGAAUCUUUACUAUCACCCGCUACACAGGAUUCCGGGACCCAAGCUGUGGAUUGCGUUUCCCAUAUUUCGCCACAUCUCCCUCGUCAGAGGACAACUCGAAGCUGAUAUCAAGACCUUUCAUGGCAAAUACGGCAAGGUCGUACGUUUCUCAACAGAUGAGGUCUCCUUCAUCACUGCCCAGGCCUGGCGUGAAAUCUACAAUGACUUCCCCAAAGCAGAACUAUCGACCAAUGUUCCAUUAGGUAUUAACAAUGCCAAUGAUACGAACCAUCGCCGCUACCGUAAAGCAUUGGCGCAUUCCUUCUCUACCAAGGCUCUGACAACCCAGGAGCCCGUUCUGAUCGAAUAUACGGAAAAAUUGAUAAACAAAAUGAAAGGUUUCGCCGAGUCGCAAAGGCCCGCAGACAUGGUCAAGUGGUAUAACUCAACGACGUUCGACCUAAUUGGCGAUCUCGCGUUCGGAGUGUCAUUUGGAAACUUGGACACAGACGGUUACCACUUCUGGGUGUCUAAUGUCUUUCAGGCGGUUCGGGGUAUAGUCAUGGGUACCAUAAAGGAUGCCUACCCUGUGCUGUUCAAAUUGUUUAGCUUCGCCUUUGGUCUCAACCGGUUUUCGGAGGCGCGAGCGAGGCAAUUAGAAUACAGCAGCUCAACCAUGCAGAAACGCCUGGCACGCGAAGAACCUCGCGACUUGGUCGACUUUAUGGAUGGCUUUCUACAGUCGAAGGAUAAUAUAACUGUAGAAGAGAUGGAAGCUAACGCUAAUCUAUUGAUCAUUGCUGGAAGCGAUACAACGGCAACCUUGCUUUCUGGUACGACCUACUACCUGCUCCGGACGCUGCGUGCGCUGGAAAAAGCUACGCAAGAGGUCCGCUCUGCUUUCAAGUCGGAAUCCGAGAUCAACUUUCUGAAUACUACUGCGCGGCUGCCGUACAUGGUCGCCUGUCUCAAUGAGGGUAUGCGAAUGUACCCUCCUGUUCCAUCUGUUCUGCAGCGUGUAGCCGUUUCUUCCAAGCCUAUCGAGAUAUCAGGAUACUAUAUAUCCAAUGGAACAAAAGUAGGCGUCCACCAAUUUGCCGCCAAUACGUCUCCCAUAAACUUCUACGAACCAGACAACUUUAUCCCCGAGCGCUGGCUCCCAGAGACCAAGAAGGACACAUCCUCGCCGUUCUACAAUGAUGACCGCGACGUGUGUCAGGUAUUCUCAUACGGCCCGAGAGACUGCAUUGGAAAGAAUCUGGCCUAUGCCGAAAUGCGUGUGAUUCUGGCGCGCAUGCUCUGGAACUUCGAUAUGGAGAUUUGCGAGGAGAGUAAUAAUUGGAAUAAGCAGCGUACUUUUACGUUGUGGGAGAAGUCGCCGUUGAUGGUUCGAUUGAGGCUCAGGGAGGGGAUUGAAAAGCAUUAA
Molecule: messenger RNA, 1470 nt
Organism: Aspergillus chevalieri
Lineage: Eukaryota; Fungi; Ascomycota; Eurotiomycetes; Eurotiales; Aspergillaceae
Product: cytochrome P450
Exons: 2
Coding region: 1-1470 (489 amino acids)
Molecular function (GO): heme binding; iron ion binding; oxidoreductase activity, acting on paired donors, with incorporation or reduction of molecular oxygen
Source: RefSeq, a predicted model, not a curated record